AUGUCCUUCAUUUGGGGGAAUGCCAUACCUCCUAGAGUCCAAUUUUUUGGAUGGUUAGCAUGGAAUGGUAGAAUCAAAGUCGUUGAUUUGCUACCGAAAUUUGGUAUUCUUAAUAACCCGAAUUUGAGUGUCAGUCAUUUCUGCAGAUCAGAUACUGAAACAGUGGACCACAUUCUGCUUUCCAGUAAUAGAGUUUGGAAGGCUUGGGUGGUUUGUCUUGACUGGUGGGAUGGAAAUAGAGUAAGAAAAAAAGAUAAGGCCAUUUGGGCAGCAAUAUUUUUCGCAGUUCUAUGGUCAACCUGGUUAGCCAGGAACCAAAUGGUUUUCCAGAAUUUGCAACCUGAUUGGGAUUCCAUCCUCGAUCUUACAAAGAUAAGAGUGGCAUUUUGCGUCAAGGCAAAAACAAAUCUCAUGGAGUACUUAUUAAUGACUUUGUCUACCAUCUGCAGCAAAUUAGAUUGGGCUGUUCGUGAUUCUGUUUUUGACUUAUUUGGAUUUUGGUGUGGAAUAUGCUCUGUUUUUGGUGUCAGGUAG
Messenger RNA from Camellia sinensis, 534 nucleotides. The record is from RefSeq and is a predicted model, not a curated record. NCBI's taxonomy places the organism in Eukaryota, Viridiplantae, Streptophyta, Magnoliopsida, Ericales, Theaceae.